This is a messenger RNA of Bursaphelenchus okinawaensis, 1889 nucleotides long. The record is from the annotation of a GenBank genome assembly. Lineage: Eukaryota; Metazoa; Nematoda; Chromadorea; Rhabditida; Aphelenchoididae.
AUGUUGGUGCUUUUUGAAACCCCUGCUGGGUAUGCUGUCUUCAAGGUCCUAGACGAAUCGAAACUGAAAAAGGAAGAUAAAGUCUUUGAUAACUUUGCCGAUUCUGACACGAUAUUGGAGAAGUAAGUAUUUUUAGAUUUCUAUUUUGUCUGUUUAGGCGUUUAUCUUUUGAGGAACUAAUAAUUUGUUGUUACCUUUAUAUUACGAAAACCCAUUUAUUGAAAUCGGAUUAUUUUUAGAUUGCAAUUGGUUUCGUUCAAAAAGUUUAAGGAUGUUAAUGAAGCCUUGAAGGCCUCUACGUCUGUUGCGGAUGAAAGCAAAUUGGGCAAAACCUUGAAGAAACUGAUUCAGAAAGUCGCCACUGAUGGAGACGAAAUGGCCGUUGGAGACUCUAAGCUUGGCAGUUUAAUCAAGGUAACAUUUUCUUCUUAAUUUUUGUUUAGGGAAACAACAAAAGACGGAUUUUAUUACUCCUGAAUCUGCUUUUAUUGUUUUACUUAUAUUUUAUAUUUUUGUUUAUGGUCUUAUUAAUCAUUUAAUUGUAAUUUUAUAGGAAAACCUCGAAGUGGCAUGUGUACACAACAAAGUCACUGACGAGCUCUUCCGCGCUAUCCGUGCCAACUUGGAUAACUUAUUGGCUGAGCACAAGAAUGAAGUUGAUGCCAUGAGACUGGCUUUGGCUCAUUCUCUUGGUCGCUACAAGGUCAAGUUCAAUCCAGAAAAGAUCGACACCAUGAUUGUCCAAGCCGUUUCACUUUUGGACGACUUGGACAAGGAGUUGAAUAACUACGUCAUGAGAUGCCGUGAAUGGUACGGUUGGCACUUCCCCGAGGUCGGCAAGAUUGUUCAAGACCAUUUGGCUUUUGCCAAAGUUAUCAAGGCUAUGGGAAUGAAGCAGAACGCCGCCGAUGCUGACUUCUCUGCCAUUUUGCCAGAUGAGAUGGCCGAAAGACUGCGACAAGAAGCUGAGAUCAGUAUGGGAACUGACAUCUCAGAGGUCGAUCUCAUCCACAUUGAACAGCUCUGUGACCAGAUUAUUGACUUGACAGAGUACCGUUCUCAACUACACGACUAUCUCAAGAACAGAAUGAGUGCUUUAGCACCAAAUCUCACUGUUCUUUUGGGAGAGCUCAUCGGAGCUAGAUUGAUUUCAAGAGCUGGUAAGUCAUUGCAUAGUGUAUUAAGCGGCAAAAUAAAAGAAAAUACUGAUUACAAAAGGGCUUUUUGUUGUUUACAGUAUUGGUUAGUAAAUUAAAUUAAAAGUUUAUACAUAUUUUAUAAAUUUUAAUAUUUCUGAUUUCAAAGUGUAAAAUAUUGUUUUAGGUACAUUGGUGAACUUAGCCAAGUACCCAGCUUCAACCGUACAGAUCCUUGGAGCUGAAAAAGCUUUGUUCAGAGCUUUGAAGACUAAAUCAAAGACUCCAAAAUACGGUAUUAUUUACCACUCACAGCUUAUUGGACAAGCUCCUACUGAGCUAAAGGGAAAGGUAUGUUACUUCAUUCUUGUUUAUUUUUUGUAUUUGGCUUUUGAACUCUUGUAUGUCUUUCACGUUGAUAUAAUAUUUCUUUAGUUUGCCCGUAAAUUGGCUGCCAAAGUAUCACUUUCCACGAGAGUCGAUGCUCUCUGUGAUGACAACACUGGAAACGAGGUUGGAGUUGAAGCCAGAACAGCUUUGGAGACCAGCUUGGAUAGCGAAUCGAAGAGACAAACCACCAAGAAGGUCAAUGCUUCAUUCGGUGGAGCUGGAAACAGAGACAAGUACUCCUUCAAGAGCAAUGUUCACUCGUAUGACGCUGGAGCUGACUCCAACAUUGCCAAGAAGAGAAAAUGGCAAGGAGAUAAUGAUGGAAAGAACAAAAAGUUCAAGAAGGAGGAACCCGAAGAGUAG